CUCCAUAGGGUUGGCAAGUCGUAGUAGCCGCAACAAAAACAAUUUAGCUUGCAGAACUUCCGUAUUCGAUACGCAACGACACGAUCCACCUCGAACGAUACGUCGUGGGAUGAUGUAAAUUCAAUUCUCUUUUCUAUAGGAAAGAUACACAAAUUGACAUGAAGUAUGACCCCAUAGGGCAGAGGAACGAUUUUCUUGGUUGAGCUUCAAUUUUGYGUGUUGAUUUUAGAUGCAGUGAGGUCAUUUUAAGGAAUUCACAAAACCAACUCAACGUAAAGAUCCAGAAUUAUGAGCCAUUAAAUCGCGUGUUGAGGAGAAGAGAUUAGGUAAUUAGGCACCUUCUAUCCUCUCACUCACUCCUAGAUAUGGACAGCUAUAAAUAGUCUACAAAUCUACUGGCUUUGGCUUGCUCUUAAGUUCUUCUCGGUGGCUCAUAGAGAUUAGCUUGAGGAGUACGCUGUCGUGAGCGACAAAWAAACACACUCCUCGUCUGAUCCAAGUACUGGAAGACUUCUAAGUUCCUGUUUUGGGUCUGGAAUCAGGACGAACACACUCUUCUUUCGGGACAUUUGAAGUUUAUAUUAAUGAGCGAGUUUCUGGUGGUGAAAUGAUAUAGACUUGAUAGACUGAACUAGCUGGUCUUCGCUGGUUGCGUUUCUCAGGAGAAAGUGCGCAUGCUGACAGAAAGACAGGAUAAGACAGACAAGAAAAAACGAGAAAGCUUCAGAUAAGAACAGCAUUAAAAGAACAAACCCUACAAAACUAGACCUCAAGAUACCUACCCGCCUUCUGGCUUACACCAACUUACAAAGUUUUUUUUGGAGGAGGAGAGGAAGAGGAAAGAUGAGCUUUUUCAAUACAUCGGAGAACUCGAUUACUGCGAUCAACUCGUCGAUGGAUAUAGCUACGAAUGCUACAUCUACACCCAAAGCGGAACAAUUCAUUGAACCACUGUGGUCUUCAAUCAUACGYUUCGUCCUGGCAUCAUUUAUAUUCAUUGUUGGUGUAAUUGGCAAUUGCCUGGUCUGUCUUGUAGUAUUCAAAAACCAUCGCAUGCAGACAGCAAUGAACAUGUUCUUGGUCAACCUGGCUAUCUGCGAUAUUUUCGUCUGUGUUUUCAACAUCAUCUUCACUGUUAUCUACUGGGAAAUGAAAUCCUGGCCCUAUGGUUUGGCGUGGUGUAAAAUACUACCCACUCUUCAAAUAAUGAACAUCUCUGCUUCAACCGGCUCCCUGGUCGCCAUGACAGUGGAGCGAUACAGAGCAAUAUGUAUGCCCAUGGCCUUACCUCUGUCUCGAGCACAAGCCAAGCUGGCCAUUGCCUUGGCCUGGAUCAUUGGAUUAUUUGUAGCAUUACCUGAACUUGGCGCCUACAAUCUCAAAGGGGAAUUUGGUUGCACAGAAGAUUGGCCGAUUGCAGUCCUUCAGAAAGUCUACUCAAUGUUUCUUUUCGUUGGUAUCUACGUGUUACCGUUGAUAUUCCUUUUGCCUGCAUACAUACACAUGAUAUACAAGUUAUGGGCAGUGGAGGAGAUCAAGUCGUCGCCUUGUGGUGUGACACAGGGUGACCCUCAGGCCUUGAAGAGAAGAAAAAAGGUCUUGAAAAUGAUGGCUAUUGUUGUAGCAUCCUAUGCUGUCUGCCUUAUGCCAUACCACAUUAUAUUCUUAUGGGUGGACUAUGGAUCAGGUUUAGAAGUGCAUUAUAUAUGGACUGUUCUUGCCUAUUGUCAGAUCAUUUCCUGGUUCAAUAGUUGUAUCAACCCCAUAAUUUACUGGUUUCUCAGCGAACAGUUCUCUAAAGAGUUCAAUAAAAUCCUUGGAUGCGAUCGAUUAAAGAUACGCAGGCGAUUCUCCUUUACACAUAGUUCAUCUGACCAGAACCAUUCAAUGGCGCCGGGUCACACUCUUCAGACAAAUACGAAUAAAGUAUAAGGGAAUAAAGAAAAGAAAAUGAAGAUGUUAUGUUCGUUUUGGAARAAAAAAAGUCCAACAUAGGUAUUGAUUUGAGAAAAGGAAUCUAGAUUUCAAAUUCCUGACUUCAGUCGCGCACCAUUGCCAACGGAGUUCAUUGAAAKCGCUUUGGAAUAUCAAGACACCUAACAGCUACGACACACUGAAGUGAAGCUUUGGCUUUCUGAAAGCCCAAUGUCUACCACAAUGGUUAAAAAAGAAGGCGUAUAAAUAUGCAAUUGGUGGCCAAAGAAGAGGUUAAUGAAAAUAAUACGAGUAUUUAUCACUGCCGUGUGAAAAAGAACGCUUUCACUCGAUGGAUUCAAAGAAAAAAUAAAAUAAAAUACACCCAAAAAAUUUAACGUUGCGUAAACGAAUUUCCUUGUGCAUCCAUCUUUAGAMUUGAAAUGUUUUUAAAAACUACUUGUAGUACUCUGGUAAUGCAGUAUUUAAUGUUUACUCUGAAUUGUAUCCGAGGACGAACACAGGCAUCGCCGUCUGGAAGACAAGGACACUAACGCUAUUCUUAAACUCGUCAACUGCAUGCGUAGAUGUUAGGAUGCCGGGGUUUAACUUCGAAUUACUCAGGUAUUGCGGUUUACAGGAUUUAAUCUGAUUGUAUGCGAAGAAACACACAGAGGCGUUGUUAUCUCGCUGUCAAGACUUUUAGAACUCUAUACGUACAUUCCUUAACUACACACGCAGAUGGUACUAUACUAAACUUCGAAGGUCAGCAAAGGAAACACUGUAAAUUAGUGCACGUAUUUGUACAUCGGUGCUGGURUAUUAUCUUUUUUAAGCAAGCAACAACAUUUAUACGAGCUAUAGAAUCAGCUGGUGAUGGGAGUAUUCUAGUGGAGACAAAGUACUAAGGAAAGCAAACGGCAAUUAUUACGGUCUCUUAAAUGCACUUUACAAUUUCAAGAUAUAGCCAGGAACGAGCUAAAGGGAUCAUGGCUUCUGCAUACUUAGAGGACACUGAAAUUGGUGGCAGAUGAAAUAUUACGCGGAUUACUUUGCUGUAUAAAGCAGAUUUCGUAAGAUGAAAACUUACUUUGCGGUCAUGCCAUGCGCCGCGCCGUGCCGUGCCGUGCCUGACGCUUUGACGAGACUAAAAUAGCAAGACUAACAGACCAAGCAACGAACGCAUUAACAUGUAUAGAAAUAAUGCUUGUCGCAGUUCACUGUGCAACAAUUCACCACAAUAAGAAAAUUUGGAUUAUCGAAGUUUUUAAAUGCGAAAUCCACAGUCCAAGAUAAAGAAUUCAGAUCCCACUAUGAAUUCAACCCAAAACAACUAUGUAGGGCGCGUUUGUUAUCAGUCAGCGUAGACAUUAAAACCGGGAAUUAAUAGGCCCCUUGCAUGUGACGUCAAAGCAGCUCAAUUUGGAUUGAAGAACAAGACAAAAGAAUUUCAAUCUCCUGAGAAUUGGAAACCUAUCGUUAUGUCUUCCAAAUUGAUCUGUAUUCCGACGUGCUGUGAGGGGCCUAUAGACAUCCUUGGCUCAGGCGUAACGUUUGAAUAAUUUUAGACCACGUGUCAUUCCCUAGAGUAUCAUUUCUUUGUUUAACGGUUGCGCAUGAAAAGACGCAUGAAUAUGGAUACAACUCAAACAAAGAAUCUUAUUCUCAAGACUACGUGUCACUCUCUAGAGUAUCAUUUCUUUGUUUAAUGGUUGCGCAUGAGAAGACACAUGAAUUUGGAUACAACUCAAACAAAAAAUUCUCGAGGGAAUGAAACCUGGUCUGAAAUGGGUAAUCAUUUAAUACGCGCAAGCUAAAAGAGUCUAUUGUAAUAAGUUGAACGUCUCCUUCAAACAAGAUGUUGAUAAUUC
This is a messenger RNA of Actinia tenebrosa (Australian red waratah sea anemone), 3785 nucleotides long. Its product is annotated as neuropeptide FF receptor 1. Gene Ontology annotation, molecular function: neuropeptide Y receptor activity. Gene Ontology annotation, cellular component: plasma membrane. Gene Ontology annotation, biological process: G protein-coupled receptor signaling pathway. The record is from RefSeq and is a predicted model, not a curated record. Lineage: Eukaryota; Metazoa; Cnidaria; Anthozoa; Actiniaria; Actiniidae.